AUGGGCCACACAGGUUCGAUUCGGGAAGCGAGCGGCGAACAGCUGGGCCUCGUCUGUGCGAUUCGGCUAGAGGAAAGGUUGGCUCUUCUAUCUCCAAAAUUUCCUUCCAAAUGGCGCUACACAUUCACCUCUUUUCACGAUCAACCAUUUCCACCAUUUCCAUCAUUUUUUUGGCCAUUUCGAGCGACUCUGGGCUCUUUUUGUGCUCGUUCGAUUAGCGGUGUUCACUCGAUGGCACUAAAAAACUUGACAAGCGCUGAUAAAAGGAUCGAUUUGGGGAAAAAAGAUGGAGAAGAAACAAGCACUAAACCCACGAAAAGGAAUUCCUUCACCCAAAAAUUAUCGUGGCUGUUGCGGGUUAUUGGUUUCUUUUUGAUUUCAUUUGUGAAUUUAUUCUUUUUGCUAUUCAUUCAAUAUCGUCUUUUCGUUGUUCCAAAGCUUUUCGAUGGUGCAUUGCAAUGGAUCAUCUCCAUUUUCUCCCUAACAUUGUGCAUUUUUCUGUUCAUUGGGUUGAUUUUUGGUUUGCGGAGUGAAAAGCCGUUAUACAUGCAAGUUUACAUCAUUCAAAUGAUCCUAGCUUCAAUAUAUUUUCUGAUAAUCUUUAUGAUAUCAUUUUAUUUGAUUGGGAUGAAUGUUGGAACUGAUCCUAAUCAUCCGGGUGCUUUGGAUUUGUUGAUUGCCAUUGCUCAAUUAGUAUUCUAUGUACCGUUUUCUAUAUGGAAUUGCCUCCUAACUUAUUUACAGUAUGCGUAUUUGAGAGAUAAACAGUUGUAUCUCGAGAGAAAAACGAUGUCAAUGGAGGGGCUAAGGAUUGAAGGGAUUGAU
Molecule: messenger RNA, 825 nt
Organism: Mesorhabditis belari
Lineage: Eukaryota; Metazoa; Nematoda; Chromadorea; Rhabditida; Rhabditidae
Source: the annotation of a GenBank genome assembly